Nycticebus coucang (slow loris) is the source of this 1270-nucleotide messenger RNA. RefSeq names its product putative ankyrin repeat domain-containing protein 19. Bases 20 to 958 code for a protein of 312 amino acids. The transcript is spliced from 7 exons. The record is from RefSeq and is a predicted model, not a curated record. Gene Ontology annotation, molecular function: protein binding. NCBI's taxonomy places the organism in Eukaryota, Metazoa, Chordata, Mammalia, Primates, Lorisidae.
ACCGCCGGACAAGGUGCGCAUGCGCGGGGACGUGGCAUUACGUGGCGGCUCGAAGGGCGAAGGCAAAAGGGGAGAGAAGCCGAGAGGAACCCGGUCGCCAGGUUCCGCCGCAGGCCCCGCCCACCAUGCAGGUCCCGCCUCCUGCCGCAGAGACACGCCUCCUGCUCCCGCCCUUCGUGGAUCUUUCCCGCUGGCCGCUGCCACCCACGUGGUAGAAGCCGGGCCCUGCGGACUGAAGUGGAUCUGGUUAGACUGCGCGUUUCCGCUUGCACGGUUGUCGCCGAGAGGGACUUACUGCAAGCUAUUGCCAGAUCUGGGUUCUUAUUUUGCUAAGUCGAAAGUGAGAUUUUACUUCGUCCGACGUGACAGGUCUGCUCUACAUUUGGCCUGUGCCACUGGGCAAACAGAAAUAGUAAGAUUCCUGGUACAUAGAAAGUGUAAACUUGAUACACAUGACAGAGAAAGGAGGACACCUCUGAUGAAGGCCGUCCAAUGCCAAGAAGAGGAGUGUGUGGCUAUUCUUCUGGAAUCUGGUGCGAAUGUACAUCUUACGGAUGUUUAUCACAACACUGCCCUUCACUACGCUGCCUAUCACCAUAAUACAUCAAUAGCAGACAGACUGCUUGCAUAUGGUUCAUAUAUUGACCCCAAAAACAAGAACGGUAGCACACCACUUUUACUUGCUAUUAACGAAAAUAGAGAGAAAAUGGUGGAAUUUUUACUGAAAAACAGAGCAAACCGAAAUUCAGUCGAUAAGUUCAACAGAAAUGCUCUCCUACUUGCGACAGAUAAUCAAUCAUCACACAUAGUCAAACUACUUCAGCAAGAUCUCUUGGUAAAGACUAUGGAAGAUAAUGCUGUUGCUAGUGGUUUUAGUGGCAUUCCCCAACAAAUUUCUGAAGAUAAAGAAGAAAAAGUACUAGGAAAUACUUCUCAAAAUAGCAAUCCAGUAAUCUAGUGAAAAGAAACUGUUAUGAAGAAAAUCAUAAGGAAGAAAAACUGCAUUUGGUGUUCAUGAAGUGGGAGUGGAUCAUCACAAGAUCUUUAUCCUCCUCAUCUUCACCCUGAGUAGGCAGAUGAAGAGGAGGAAUGGGCCAGGUUGGUCUUCCCAUCUCUGGGUGUCAGAGGCAGAAGAAAAUCUACACAUAAAUGGACCCAUGCAGUUCAAACCCCUGUUGUUCAAGGCUUGCUGUGUAACUAUAUUACAUAGUGAUUUGUAUCACAAAAACAACUGAGAACUCAAAAAAUACUUUUUCUGGUAACAUAAAUA